This is a messenger RNA of Prunus armeniaca (apricot), 474 nucleotides long. The record is from the annotation of a GenBank genome assembly. Lineage: Eukaryota; Viridiplantae; Streptophyta; Magnoliopsida; Rosales; Rosaceae.
AUGUGGGACUUGCUUAUGGGGUUAGGACUUGAUGAGAGACAGAUCAUGGACCUUGCAUCUAAGAAGGGAAUAACAAUAGAAGACUGGACGACAACACCCCAUCUUGGCCUUUCUGCAAGGAAGCAGUCACCAGAUUUGGCUUCCAGCAAAUAUGCUUCUUUUGGCCAUUGUCAUGGCAUGGGUCAGUCGUAUUCUAGAUCGUCUUGCAGCUUUCAGCAGUCUCAAGACUUUGGUUCGAUGUCAGUGCCAUGGGGGCAUUUGGAUUUGGCUCAUUCCUUUUCCAGGGAGGAGCACCAUAGCUCCUACUACUUAUUGUCUCAUGACCAUUCCCCUUCAGCCUGUAUGAGUAUGAGGACAAGUAGUGAACACUGGUUUGGUGGCAGGUCAAGUUCACGGUUUGGCACUCUUGAUAAGCAUCCUCAAGAUUUGCGAAAAUCAUAUCCAGUGAGGGGGAACUCAAGCUUCACCAGAUAG